GUUGAAGUUUCAUGUUAUCUUGUACUUAUGGUUGUAAACAUUCGAUUUACACAAUUUAUAAGUUAAUUAUUAGUUGAUCUUUGAGCUUGUUCGUUAUUUAACGAAGUUACUUGUUUUAAAUAUGACUGUACUAAGUCCUUUCGUGUAUUGGGCACAAAACGAUAAAAACAUAUUCCUUAAAGUCGAUUUAAAAGACGUAAAAGCGCCGGAGAUAAUUUUGGAAACCAGAAAAUUGCAUUUUCAAACGGAAGGUGUCGGCGCCCAGGGCUUGAGAAAAUACGAAUUUUCCAUCGAUUUUCAUAAGGAUUUAGACCAACAUACCAAAAGUACAAAAAUAACCGAUCACAAAGUGGAUAUAAUGUUCCUCAAAGCCGAACCGGGCUGGUGGCCGAGACUCACAGCCCAACCGCAGAAACCGGCCUGGCUGAAAGUAGACUUCGAUAAAUGGCAGUCCGAAGAAGACGUCGAAGACGAAAAACGCGACAUCAAAGAAGACUACCCGGAUUUGUACGAACAAUUACAAAAACAGGAAAUCGGGUACAAAAAAGAGGACAUCAAGAAAGUCUACCUAACCUUCUACAACCUGUUUAUGUACGUGGGAUUCAUGUACAUCGCAGCCAUUCUAUGUUUGCGGUACGCCCGCGAAGGCGACGACUUUUUCCCCAAAGUCUACGAAAGCGUGGGGCCCGCCAUGUGCUUCAUGCAGCUCCUGCAGGGCCUCGAAAUCCUGCACCCCAUGUUCGGCUACGUCAAAGGCGGCGUGCUGAUGCCCUUUCUGCAAAUCAUCGGCAGAUUAUUCGUGCUGAUCGUAAAUUUAGACAACGAGCCCAGAAUACAAGUCAUGCCCCUCACGUUUUACCUAUUCCUCACUUGGACUGCCAUAGAAAUAAUCAGGUAUCCUUAUUACAUGUCGCAGUUGUAUAAGAAGGAGAAUAAGAUCCUUACGUGGAUCAGGUACACGGCUUGGAUAGUCCUUUAUCCGAUCGGUUUCACCUGCGAAACGGUUAUAUUAUUCAGGAAUUUAAUAUUCGUGGAGCAAAGCGGAAAGUGGUCCUUUCCUCUGCCGAAUUCCCUCAAUUUCGCGUUCCAUUAUGCCACCUUCCUAAGGAUUUAUUUGCUCUUCUUCACCAUACCCGGCAUGUACACGUUGAUGACGCACAUGCGCAAAGCGAGGCAGCAGAAACUCGGAAAUAAAAUUAAGAAGUAUUUGUAAAUUUGUAGGGGUGUUUGGGAGCCAUUUGUUUCAAGUCCUAGUCCUUUUUUUAUAGGUGUUAUAAUCAGUGGUGUAAAGUGGUUAAGUUAGAUUGUAAGAACUGUGAUAAACGAUUUAUUUAAGGCUCUUUUUGGUUGAAUAAAUAGUGCGUAUAAUG
Messenger RNA from Phyllotreta striolata, 1370 nucleotides. Lineage: Eukaryota; Metazoa; Arthropoda; Insecta; Coleoptera; Chrysomelidae. The record is from the annotation of a GenBank genome assembly.